ACUAGAUGUUUAUGUUGAUUUGGUGUAGCGUCUUGUCUUUAUAAGCCAAAUGAAUAGCUGAUGUGGUUGAUCUUCAAUUUUGGAAGAAACUUACAGUAAUCAUGUCCUUUUAAUAAACGCAGAUUCAUAACUAUAGCUGAUGAAAUUAACAUUGUUGAUGCAAACCAAACUAGGCGGUAAAAAAGAAGAUGAUCAAAGCUGAUCGAUGAACGUGCGAAAAUUCAUUGCUGCUAAUGGUGUUUGUUGGUCGUUUGGUAUAUAAAUAUGAUUAAAGUGCAUAAAACAGAGUAGCUAAUUAUGUGUGUCAUUGUAUGCAACUUAGUUAAUAGAUUUGAUUAUAGCUUGUGGCCAAGUUAACAACAAUCUUGUAUUUUGGAUUUAAAUAUUGACCUUCUUACUGGAUCUAAGUUGAAAUAGAGUAUACAAUAUGUUUAUAACUAUUUGUCAUUUUGAUAUUAACUCUGUACAUUAUCUCUAAAGUGUUUGCUUUAUUGAGUUUCAGAAUAUUUAAGUCUAAUAUAAUUCAAGGUCAAGAGAAUGCAUGCAUGUGUCGACAGUAUCGUGCGGUCUAUAUAUAUAUGUGUUUGUUUCCUUUCUUUUUUCUCUGGUGUGUGAUCCAGAGGGUGAUCUCAUCUUUGUACCAUAGUUUUUACUUUUUACUUUAAAGUUUCUAGAGAAAAAGUUUUCUAGUUUGACUGUCUUGAAAAUAGAAACGUUAAAAAAGGUACUGAAUAUAUAAUCAUUUCAAAUUUAUUAAUGAGACGUUAGCUGAAACUUUUAGUUGAUCAUAAACAAAAUAUUAUUAAAUAGUAAUAUAAUUUUAAUUGUUAGUUAAAACAAAACGUAAAAAUGGUAAAGUUUGAAGCGUGUCUUUUGCCACAUAAGGGAUUUUCAGGUACUAAAACUAGCAUUCUGCUUUGACGUGUCUGUGAAGUCAGUAUUUCUUGACAGCUCUUUUAUGUUUUACCAUAGAAAGACAAAAUUCAACGGAAGUAAUCACUUUGACUAUGACCCUUUGUAGUUUCGAAAAUAAUGAAAAAGGUUAAAAAAAAUACUUUGAAAAUGAAUAACUAGACAUGCUUCUUAUCUCACUUACAUAACCAGAGAGAGAGCCAUAGAAACUGGGAGAGAUAGAAGAGGAAGUGUUGAAGGAGAGAGAUGGAGUGGAACCGUGGUUUUGGUCGGGUUAAGGAAGAAAGAAAGAGCUUGAGCUUCUUCAAGAUAUUUCACAGUGCAGAUUUAUCCUCUGAAUCCAUGAGAGGGAUCCCUUACGACUUCAUGAAAAACGUCUCUAAGGAAGACUUCUCCCGCAAGAUGGUGAUAAGAACAAAAUGGGGAAGGUCAUGGGAAGUAGACAUCUCCAUGAACCCUAGGUUCUACUACAUGGAGAAGUCCGGAUGGAACCAGUUUGUAACCGACAAUGCUUUGGGAGCAAACGAGUUUGUGACCUUCACUCACAACGGUUUAAUGUGCUUCAAUGUCAACAUCUAUAAGGAGAGUGGCAAGGAGAUUGUUUUAACCCACACAACGACUCCAUUUAGUGGGAUCAAGAAUGAAGAAGGUGAGAGAAGCUACAAAGAUGUCAAGAAGGAAGAUGAGUCCAUGGGAGGAGGAGUUGGGCAUGUGGAGAUUGGUGAAUCAUCGAGAGGAGCUGCGCUUAGAAAGAAGAAAGCUGAGAAGCACAAGAAGAGAAAGAAAGUGAAGUAUGGUGUUCCAAGAUUCAAAAUCACCAUAACCAAAUCAUACCUCAGGUCACUGGUAAGAUUAAUACGAAACACUCAACAGCCAUACUACACAAAGUCUCUCUCUAUAUUGGUUGAUUAUAUGAUAAUCUCUGUUUGUUGUUUUCUUUACCAGCCAAUCCCAACGUUUUUUGAGAAGAGGUACCUCAAGAGUGAGUCUAAGGUGUACAAGAUACAUCACUCGGAAGGAGAUGGUUCAUGGGAGGUGCUUUCCUUGGUUCAUCAGGCUCAUAUAGUGUUAUCACGUGGAUGGGUUAAACUGGCACGAGAGUACCCGUUAGCAAUUGGUGACAGGUGCACCUUCCAUCUCGUUAAACCUACUGAGUUUGUCCUCACCUCCAAGAAGGCCAAGGCCAUAGAGAUCACUAUCAGCGAUUGAUGAAUGAAUGUUUUACCGUCUUUGCAGCUUUCUUAUAUCUAUGGAGACAAUAUGAUAUUAUGUGUUGUGUUUGUAUUGUUUAUGCUCCCCAGACUUAAAGUUGCUUUUAUCUGCUUAUGAAGUUAGUCUUGAGACUUUAACUUGCUUGAUAUGUUUAUGAGUUUAGGAUCAAAGAUCAAAGUAG
Messenger RNA from Brassica rapa (field mustard), 2305 nucleotides. RefSeq names its product B3 domain-containing protein At3g17010. Gene Ontology annotation, molecular function: DNA binding. The record is from RefSeq and is a predicted model, not a curated record. NCBI's taxonomy places the organism in Eukaryota, Viridiplantae, Streptophyta, Magnoliopsida, Brassicales, Brassicaceae.